Sorex araneus (European shrew) is the source of this 2347-nucleotide messenger RNA. It is a transcript of the gene GRK4, whose product is annotated as G protein-coupled receptor kinase 4. Gene Ontology annotation, biological process: signal transduction; protein phosphorylation; regulation of signal transduction. The coding region runs from base 126 to 1706 and encodes 526 amino acids. Lineage: Eukaryota; Metazoa; Chordata; Mammalia; Eulipotyphla; Soricidae. The transcript is spliced from 15 exons. Gene Ontology annotation, molecular function: G protein-coupled receptor kinase activity; ATP binding. Gene Ontology annotation, cellular component: cytoplasm. The record is from RefSeq and is a predicted model, not a curated record.
AGCGGCCGCCGGAGCCGGAGCCGCCGCCGCCGCGCUCCUCGCGGGCCCCCCGCGACUCCCCGCCGCGGGGCAGGCGGCGGCACAGGCGGCGGCGCCGGCGGCGCUCCCUGGAGCUGCGGAACAUAAUGGCCAACACCUUGCUGCUGAGAGCGCGCCGAGGAGCAUUUGGCAGGAAAACUGGUCGUAGUAAGAAGUGGAAGGAGAUGCUGAAGCUACCCCCUGUGUCACAGUGCCUUGAGCUGAGACAUUCCAUUGAAAAGGAUUAUUACAGUCUUUGUGAAAAGCAGCCGAUAGGACGCCUUCUCUUCCGGCAGUUCUGUGAAUCCAAGGUUGGCCUGAAGAGCUGCAUUGAAUUCCUGGACGCAGUGGCAGAUUAUGAAGUGACUGCUGAUGACAGCCAAAGAGACUACGGACUCCUCGUCUUAGAUAAUUUCUUUGAUAAAAAGAUACCAGAAGCUCUUUUACCAGAAAUCCCUCAGCCUGUGGUGUCGACAUGUCGAUUGAAGCUAAAGGAGAACCCUUCCAGAGAAGUCUUUGAGGAGUGUGUGAGGCGCCCAGUAACAAAGAAAACGUUUCGAUAUUACAGGAUUCUAGGAAAAGGUGGUUUUGGAGAGGUUUGUGCCUGCCAAGUGAGGGCUACCGGGAAGCUGUACGCCUGUAAAAAACUAGAGAAAAAGAGAAUCAAGCAAAAGAAUAGGGAAGCCAUGGCUCUGAAUGAGAAGAGGCUUCUAGAAAAGGUGCACAGCAGGUUUGUGGUCAGUUUAGCCUACACGUAUGAGACCAAAGCCUUCUUGUGCCUGGUGCUGACCAUCAUGAACGGAGGUGACCUCAAGUUCCACAUCCACAACCUGGGCAAGCCCGGCUUUGAGGAGGAGCGCGCCGUGUUCUACGCGGCGGAGCUGUGCUGCGGCCUGGAGGACCUGCAGAGGGAGCGGAUCGUGUACAGAGACUUAAAGCCCGAGAAUAUUCUCCUGGAUGAUCGUGGGCACAUCCGGAUUUCAGAUCUUGGGUUAGCCAUUGAGAUCCCGGAGGGGUCCAUGGUUCGAGGAAGAGCUGGAACCGUCGGCUACAUGGCUCCUGAAGUGCUCAGUAAUGAAAAAUACACGUUUAGUCCUGAUUGGUGGGGACUUGGCUGUGUGAUAUAUGAAAUGAUUCAGGGACAUUCUCCAUUCAGAAAAUUCAAAGAGAAAGUCCAGCGGGAGGAGGUGGACCAAAGAGUGAAGAACGACACUGAAGAAUAUUCCAUGAAGUUUUCUGAGGAUGCCAAAUCCAUCUGCAGGAUGUUGCUCACCAAGAAUCCCAAGAAUCGUCUGGGGUGCCAGGGCAAAGGGGCAGCUGAAGUGAAAGAACACCCCAUCUUCAAGAACAUCAACUUCAAGAGGCUGGAAGCACAUAUGCUCGAGCCCCCUUUCAGUCCUGAUCCACAAGCCGUGUACUGUAAGAACAUCCUGGACAUCGACCAGUUCUCUGCUGUGAAAGGCGUCCACCUUGACUCCUCUGACACCACCUUCUACACCCAGUUUGCCACAGGCUCUGUCUCCAUCCCCUGGCAGAACGAGAUGAUCGAAUCUGAAUGCUUCAAGGACAUAAAUGAAAUCACGAACGAGAAAGGUCUGGAUGAUGAGAAUAAAUAUACACCUUCCUCAUCAAAGAAAGGCUUCUUCUAUAGACUCCUCAGAAGCAGAUCUUAUCUUUCUACAGCAUAAAAAUCUAACUUCAUGGGCCAGGAAGGUGCCUCAGAGUGUUGGAGCAUCUGCUUUACGUGUGGGAGCCCUAGGCAGGAUCUCUGGCACCACGUGCUUCUGUCUCGUCCCCAGCACUGAGCUGGAAUGGCCCAGAACACUUCAGUUCAAAAAUCAAAACCAAAGAAAAAGCCAAGCCUCAGGGGUGAAAAUCUCUGGCUCUCUUACAAGCCCACAUUUUCUUGGGGAACCUCCUGCCACCUAUUUCUGAGGAUGGUCCAGUGCUCGGUAGUACCACACAUGGAGCCGCAGCAUGCCCCGCUCAGAGUGGGUGCGUCCUUCUCUGGGCAUCCCUCUGAGGACUGACUGUGCAGAUGACACCAGGGCCCAGGACCCAGUGGCAAUGGAUCUUUUUGAGGAUCUCUGCAUCUGAAGUAAAAUAAUUGUUGUCAAGUUAGUCAAGUUAAACUGACUAAAAACAGUCAAGUUAACCCCACAGUUGUUUCAGCUGCCCCAGCUGGGAAGAGGCCCUGCCCGGGUCGGUGACUGCCCUGCUUCUGCCAUGUUGCAGGGCUGCCUCAGCCCCUGCCCCAAGAAGACAAAGUUGCAGAACAACAGAGACUGACCCUCCCAGAGAGGCCCUCAUGGUGACUUAAAAUAAACAU